Messenger RNA from Prosopis cineraria, 3548 nucleotides. Its product is annotated as receptor kinase-like protein Xa21. Bases 1 to 3420 code for a protein of 1139 amino acids. The record is from RefSeq and is a predicted model, not a curated record. Gene Ontology annotation, biological process: protein phosphorylation. The transcript has 7 exons. NCBI's taxonomy places the organism in Eukaryota, Viridiplantae, Streptophyta, Magnoliopsida, Fabales, Fabaceae. Gene Ontology annotation, molecular function: protein kinase activity; protein binding; ATP binding.
AUGGGAAAUCUUUUCUUUUAUUUCUCCUUCUCCAUUUUCUCCAUGCUCUGUCUCAUGGUUUGCCCAUCUUUAUGUCAUUCCAAUUUUACUCUCGAUGGAUUGACACUUCUUGCUUUCAAAUCUUCUAUUAGGGACCCGUACAAUCACUUGAAAAAUUGGUCCAACCCAUCAUCUUCCUUUUGCAACUGGUUUGGAGUCACAUGUGAUUCUAACCAUGAGAAAGUGAGAAUCCUGAGUCUUCCUGAGAUGGAUCUUGAAGGCACCUUACCAUCACAAAUUGGAAAUCUAUCCUUCCUAGAAAAACUUGAACUACAAAGCAAUAACUUUCAUGGUGGGCUGCCAAAAGAGUUGCUUCAAUUGCGCAAAUUGGAAAUUCUAAACUUGAGUUAUAAUGCACUUAGUGGAGAAAUUCCGACUUGGAUUGGAAGCUUGUUUAUGCUUCAACACUUGAGUCUUGGCAAUAAUAGUUUUGGAGGUCUCAUUCCUCCAAGCAUAUGCAAUUUGUCUAAACUUCAACACCUGAAAGUUUUAUUCAUUUCAAGAAACAUGCUUUCAGGAAGUAUACCUCCAACUAUCUCUAACUUAUCAUCACUUGAACACAUUUCUUUGUCUGUCAACUUCUUAGAAGGACAUAUUCCCAAAGAAAUGAAUAAGCUUACAAAUCUGAAAAAUAUGUACAUGGGUAUGAAUAAGUUGUCAGGGCAGAUACCAAGCAUCGGAAACUUGUUCAUGCUUGAAAAUUUAUAUCUUACAAGCAAUAGCCUCCAAGGAAAUAUUCCGAAUGAAAUAAGCAAUCUCACAAAUUUGAAUAGCAUAUACUUAAGUUUUAAUCAAUUGUCUGGUCACAUACCAAGAGGCAUUGGCAAGUUCACUAGGCUUGAAGAAUUAUUUCUGGACAACAAUAACUUAAAAGGAAAAAUUCCCAGUGAAAUUAUAAGUCUUGCAAAUCUGAGGAUGAUCAGCCUAACGGUUAAUCAGCUAUCUGGGCCCAUACCAGGAGGCAUUGGAAACUUGACUAUGCUUCAACACUUGUAUCUUGAUAGCAAUGAUUUAGAAGGAUCAAUACCUAUGGAAAUUGGUAAUCUUCAACAGCUUGAGAUAUUACAAUUAUCUCAAAACAAAUUGAGAGGGUCUAUUCCAUCAGAAAUUUUCAACAUGUCAACUUUGGAGGUCCUGUCUCUAGCAAACAAUUUUCUCUCAGGAAGUCUUCCAUCAAAAUUUGGAUUUGGCCUUUCUAAUCUACAAAUGCUUUAUUUAUGGGGCAACAAACUUUCUGGAAAAAUCCCAAAUACUAUAUCUAAUGCUUCUAAGCUAACCACUCUAGAAUUGGAGGAAAAUAAUUUUGAAGGGGUUUUACCAAACACACUUGGGAAUUUAAGAUACUUAGAAACCCUUUCAGUGAGUAAUAAUAAUUUUACCAUUAUAGAUAGUUCUGAUUCUAAAACUGGCCUUUUCAAUUCAAUGUCAAAUUGUAGACAUUUGAAAAGUUUGAUUCUCUCAAAGAAUCCACUGCAUAUGAAACUUCCCAAGUCCAUUGGAAACUUGUCUAAUUCUCUACAGGUGCUAAUUGUAGACUCAUGCAGGAUUAAUGGUAACAUACCAUCAGAAAUUGGGAAUCUAUCUAACUUGUUCCAACUAUCAUUGGCUGAAAAUUUUUUAAGUGGAUCAAUACCAAAAACAAUUAGCAACAUACAGGCUCUUCAGGAUUUGAAUCUUAAAGGCAAUGAACUUGGUGGCUUGAUUGUUGAUGAGCUUUGUCAAAUUAGAAGACUUGCCUAUCUAUAUUUAUCUCGAAACAAGUUUUCUGGAGCAAUUCCGCCUUGCUUUGGAAAUCUUAUGUCCCUGCAAAAACUUUACUUGGACUCCAAUGAGUUGAUUUCUGAUAUACCUUCUUCCUUUUGGAAUUUAAUUGGUAUAUUGGAAGUAAACCUAUCUUCCAAUGUUUUAGUUGGAAAUCUAUCAUUCAAGAUUGGCAACUUAAUAGCACUUGUAUCAUUAGAUUUGUCAAGAAAUUGUAUAUCAGGCAUCAUUCCAUCAGCCAUAGGUGGCUUGCAAAAUUUGCAAAUUCUCUCAUUGGCACAUAACAAACUGCAUGGGAAGAUUCCUGAAUCACUUGGGAAUUCUCUAAGCUUAGUGAAGUUAGACUUUUCCCAAAAUCAACUAUCUGGUGAGAUUCCUAAAUCUAUAGAGUCACUUAUAUCCCUUGUGUACAUCAAUCUCUCUUUUAAUGAACUACAGGGUGAGAUUCCAAGUGGCGGAGUCUUCAAAAUUUUAACAUUUGAAUCUUUCAUGAUGAAUAAAGCACUUUGUGGUGAGCCACAAAUGCAAGUGUCUCCAUGCAAAAAAGGAACACGUAAAAGGUCAAUGGAAAAAUUGAUUUUGUUGAAAUGUGUAUUGCCAAUGGUUUUGUCCAUAGCUUUAAUUGCUACAGGCAUUGUGAUCUUUCAACAAAAGCAAAUAAAUUCUAGGCAUACCAUUAGAAAAGUUUUAUCUACUUUAGGAAUGCCAAGAAAGAUUUCUUAUUUUGAAAUUUUGGAUGCAACUCAUAGAUUUGAUGAGAGUAACUUACUUGGAAAGGGAAGUUUUGGUUCUGUGUUCAAAGGAAAACUUUCAAGUGGAAUAAUGGUUGCUGUUAAAAUAUUCAAUUUUGACUCAGAAGCAUUGUCAAGGAGCUUUGAGGUAGAAUGCAACGCAAUGCGUAAUUUGCGCCAUCGAAAUCUAGUGAAGAUCAUUAGUAGUUGUUCCAAUGCUGAUUUGAAGUGUUUGAUAAUGGAGUUUAUUCCUAAUGGAAGCCUUGAAAAAUGGUUAUAUUUUGAUAACAAUCAUUUGGAUUUUCUACAAAGGCUGAAUAUAAUGAUAAAUGUAGCAUAUGCUUUAGAAUAUCUUCAUCAUGACUUGUCAACACCAGUAGUCCAUUGUGAUUUGAAACCAAGUAACAUUUUGUUGGAUGAUAAUAUGGUUGCCCAUGUGAGUGACUUUGGAAUUGCCAAAUUUCUAGAUAAAGGGAAAUCUAAGACGCACACUGAGACAAUAGCUACAAUCGGUUAUAUGGCACCAGAAUAUGGAUCUACUGGAAUUGUGUCAACAAAAGUUGAUGUGUAUAGCUAUGGAAUAAUACUAAUGGAAGUGUUCACAAGGAAAAAGCCAACAGAAGGUAUGUUUGUCGAUGGAUUAAGCUUAAAGACUUGGAUAAGUGAAUCAAUGUCACAUGCAUUGAUUCAAGUCAUGGAUUCCAAUUUAUUACAAGGAGAUGAACAAUAUAUUGGUAAUAUUUUGACAACUACAUCCACUAUAUUUAAAUUGGCCUUGACUUGCUGCUCUGAUUUUCCAACAGGACGUUGCAAUAUGUUAGAUGUUGUAGCGUCAUUGAACAAGAUCAAGGACCUAUUUAUGCAAAGAAGUCAAGUUAAAAAAAUUUAAUAUUAAAUCUAUUUUGCAAUUGGUGUUGUUGUCUAUCCUUCAUUCCUCGACUAUCCCUAAAGAAAAUGUUGGAUAUAUGUAAUACCUUGUGAGAAAGGGUGAUAUGAUGAUAUGUUCUUCUAAACAUU